This is a messenger RNA of Sinocyclocheilus grahami, 456 nucleotides long. RefSeq names its product runt-related transcription factor 3-like. Gene Ontology annotation, molecular function: ATP binding; RNA polymerase II cis-regulatory region sequence-specific DNA binding; DNA-binding transcription factor activity, RNA polymerase II-specific. The transcript has 2 exons. NCBI's taxonomy places the organism in Eukaryota, Metazoa, Chordata, Actinopteri, Cypriniformes, Cyprinidae. Gene Ontology annotation, biological process: hemopoiesis; chondrocyte differentiation; regulation of transcription by RNA polymerase II. The record is from RefSeq and is a predicted model, not a curated record. The annotation marks the transcript as partial. Gene Ontology annotation, cellular component: nucleus.
UUUGGCUAAUUUAGACUGUUGUGAUGCGCAUUCCCGUAGAUCCCAGCGCCGGCCGGAGGUUCAGUCCGCCGGUGUCGGUGAAGAUGAAUGAUGUGAACCCGAGCGCAGGGCAGCAGCAGGACAGCGCGGUGGUGCCAAGACUCCGCGCGCAAGAGAACCGCUCCAUGGCCGAGAUCAUCGCCGACCACCCCGCAGAACUGGUGCGGACCGACAGUCCAAACUUUCUCUGCUCGGUUUUGCCUUCUCAUUGGAGGUGUAACAAAACGCUACCUGUUGCGUUCAAGGUGGUGGCCCUGGGAGAGGUUUCUGAUGGGACGGUGGUCACAGUAAUGGCUGGGAAUGAUGAGAAUUAUUCAGCUGAGCUCAGGAAUGCUUCAGGUGUUAUGAAGAACCAGGUGGCCCGCUUCAACGAUUUGCGCUUUGUGGGCCGAAGCGGAAGAGGUCAGUCCACCUUUU